AUGUUUCCUAGCCCUUACUUGCUAUCUAUUCCUUCCGAGAUCUUUAUAAUUGCUUUGUUUAUUACAACCUCAUUGGCGCAAACCUGUUCCAACGACGACUCGAGAAAUGUCAUAGAUCUUCUAGAUGUUGAGCUCACAGCAAAUCCUCCGUAUUUUGGGCCAUCAUUCUGCGACCUGGACGUCGACGAUGAGGACGAUCUUAUGAAGAUAAAUUGUCAAAUUACCAUUGACAAACCCCUCAAUGACACAUGUACUGCUCCGUUGCAAGGAUACAACAGAAACAGAAAUGGAGACUGGCAGCCAAUCCUGAACCAGACACAACAACCACUUUGCGAGUUCAUGGACAAAUACUCAGCUGUUAUCGCUGAUUUGUCCAAGUAUGGGAACUUCCCCACCAAAUGUCCCAUUCAGCCCAGGAAGGUGGAGAUCCGGGGCUACUACCCUGACGAUUGUCUCUUGCCAGAAAAUAUUCCAGAAGGCAGACUCAAAUUUGAUCUCAAUAUCGAAUGUGAGUAUGACGGUGAGAUGAUGACAGUGCUUGAAGCGGAACUACAAGAGGACGUUAAGUCUGAAAGCAUGGGUGGAUCAGGUCCCUCUGCAGGCUGA
Molecule: messenger RNA, 606 nt
Organism: Aspergillus tubingensis
Lineage: Eukaryota; Fungi; Ascomycota; Eurotiomycetes; Eurotiales; Aspergillaceae
Product: DUF1091 domain-containing protein
Exons: 2
Coding region: 1-606 (201 amino acids)
Source: RefSeq, a predicted model, not a curated record